CGACGUCGUCGACGCCUUGUGUGUGAAUGAGGGUGAAAGCAGAGGUGAAAGUGUGAUUAUGAGAAGUUAUUGUUAUUGAAAGUCAUGGCGAAAUCUGUCAGUCAGCUUUUGCGGGAAGCUGUUGCAGCAUUGGAACGUGAGGAGAACAACACAAACAGUGUCCAGCAAGUGUCAAACCCUCGGCCCUCUGCAGUUCCUCAGCCUCAGCCAGAGUCGCGGGCAUCUUCAGUUGCCAGAGAAACUGUUCAGCGUGAGGUAUCAAGACUUUUUUCUCCAUACCCGCAGAGCAGUUCUUUGUCCUCUGGAAUGCGCAGACGACAGGCUUUAAUAAAGCCAUACACCAAAAAGACUUACACUCACAAAUUUUUCUGUUUGAGUGGACGACGUGAUUGCAAAGUACCACAGCUGUGGGAAAAGAUGGAUCUCGAAUGUUCAGGGUUGGGAGAAAAAAAGAUAGUUUUCCCAGAUAAGCACUGCACAUCUGAAGAAUUCAAGUCCACAUUGCUUAUGGAGUUUCCAAAACUGAAAGAUGGUGGGGGGUUUGAAUUGUUCAGACCAUAUGGUGCUACAAGGACAAAAACUUUGCAAGUCGUCCCCUGUCCAUCAGAAGGGUAUACACCGCAUUAUCUUCAAGACACUAUUGGUAUACAUGCAGCAAUUGUGUAUGUAAGGCCUCUUCAGAAAGACCUUGACAUGGAAUCGUGUGAACCUAAAUGUGGUUCUGGGCCCCCUGUACAGUGCAUUUACUGUGAAGAAACAUUUAGUCAUGCUGAAAUCCAAGACCAUGUGGACAAAUGUAUCUUACUGGAGAACUGAGACUGAUUUGAACCGUGCUGCUUACAUAUUUAGACGUUUUGUACUGCAAGAAGUGGAGGAUCAGCCAGAUCUUGUGGCAAAGAUGGAUCUACGCAAAAGUCCAGAAGAGAGAGAGAGAGAAAUCCUGACAUUUUACAAAAAUUCCAUGACUAACUGGGCCCAUCCAUUGUGUGUUUUACUUGGAGGUGAUUCUGCCUUUGGAGAUGGGGUAAAACGCCAUUUUCUCUCCUUUGUUAUGUCAAGAGUACAAUACGGAUUUGGCUUAAAUUUUGUUGAAGUAAAUAGACUUUUCGCAAGCUAUGGAGCAGAAGCCAGCAGGAGACCUUUAAGUCGCCAUAGUCGUUCUGCAAGACAUCGCAGUAGCUUCACAAGAGUUUUCUGCUGCUUAAGUAGCAUGACACAAAGUGUUGCACCAAAUAAAUAUGAAAGGGAGGAACUGGAAGCUGCAGGACUAGGAGAGAAAAAAGUUACAUUUCUUGGUGAUGAAAAUAAUGCAGAAGAUUUCAAAGACUACAUUCUAACUACAUAUCCAAAACUUGGUAACUGUGGGGGAUUCGAGAUUUUAAAAACAUCAGGCAUGACCCGAUCUAGAAAUCUGGUGGUGUUGCCUUCCCCAAACACAGGAUACACAAUUAAGACUCUAAAAGAAAAUAUGGGACACGCUGUCAUCUACAUACGUCCUAUGCAAAAAGACAUUGAACUGUCCAGUUCUGUUGUCUGUAAAUCUCCCAUGCUUGGCCCAAUGGAGAGAUGUCUUCUCUGCGAUAAAGAGUUUAAUUUCAAUGAACUUAAAGUUCACAUUGAGGGCUGCAGGCCAAGGACUGAAUGUUCCCUGCUACCAUUAUUAGAGAACGAACACCAACCACAUUCCUCAGACAGUGAUUCAUUCAUCAACCAGACAAUCGAUUUAACAGAGGAAAAAACAGACAUGGAAGCUUUAAGUGAAUGGCGGAGGAUGCGUGAGGAGCAGGAUGAGGAAUACAACCAGUCUCUGAUUGCAGAUAAAGCCAAAGAACUUCAGAAGAUAAAUACUGAAGAAUCUGAAAAUAACCGCAAAAAGGCAAUAGAUGAGAGACGAGCGCGAAUGGCGAGUUUACCUGAAUUUGCCCAUGGUGUGCCAAUAAAAGUAAAAUAUCCGAGUGGGUUAAUGAGAACCAGGAAAUUUAUUUUAACGGAAUCAAUUAAGGCACUGUUUGACUUUGUUGGAGAGGUGGAGGAUGCUACAGAAUGGUUCCAAAUUCAGGAAGCCUUAUCACCACCACUUCGAAAUGACCUAUGUGGAACAAUUUCUGAAAGAAAUAUCAGAGGGCCAACCACACUUUUUGUGCAGUGGAUUUCAUCUGAAGAUGCAGAGUUCAUGCAGACCAUUCUUACACCUGAUGACUAUGAGAACCAUGAUAAUGAUGAUUAUAAUUCUUCUGGGACUGCCAGCCAAUCGGAUCAACCUAGCACCUCUAAUGCACAUCUGACAUCGUUCUGCCCUCAAUCAGAGCAGGAAAAGACUGUUCAGAAGACCGACCUCCAAACUAUACUGAGUCGCCUUUCCGCCAAAAUAGACGAUGAGAGUCCCACUAGUAAUCAGAUCAAUAUAGUACGGGAUUACAAAGGCAAUACCCACAACAUUUUAAGAAGCACUGUUCAGGCUUUUAGUCGGCGAAGAUUUAAUCUCGGAGCAAGACUGGAUGUCGUUUUUGUUGAUGAUACAAAAGAAGCAGAGGGGGCUGUGGACGGUGGUGGUCCAACUAGAGAGUACCUCAGAUUGCUCCUUAAGGCUGUCCAACAGUCUAGCAUAUUUGCGGGCCCUGAAAAUAGCAAGAGGUUGCGGCUCGACAGUGAAGCUUUGCAUAAAGGUCUCUACAGGCAGAUAUCUCAAAUGAUAUCAGUUUGUAUAAUUCAUGGAGGAAUGGGGCCACAUUUCUUUUCAGAAAAGCUCUUUCUCCAGGUUUGUGGUAAACCCAGCAGUCCUGCAACCUUGGAUGAAGUAGAUGAUGAGACCUUUAAAGAAAUGCUUUGCAAAAUAAAAGACGCUGAAACGGUUGCAGAAGCCAAAGCUGCCAUUGAAAUGGCAGAAGAUUGCCUGUCCAUAAUUGGAGCCUUUAGAUCUAUUAGUACUCUUAAGCAGCGGGACACGCUGGUACAGUCAGCUGUGGAGUAUUAUGUUGAUGGGAGAUGCAAUGUUGCACUGCAACAGUUUGUUGAUGGUUUUAAGACCCUUGGACUUCUUCAAGAAAUGCAGACACACACAGAUCUGUUUCACAUCAUAUUUGUUGAAGACAAAAAACCCCUGAGAUCUUCAGACCUGGCAUCACUUUUUAAAGCAAACCUUUCAGAUCACGACAGCUAUAAGAGAGAGCUAGAGACCAGGACCUUGUGCUUCUGGAGAGACUGGAUCAUUGAUGUUGAGGAUGAAGAAUGUGCACCACUGACAUUGGAGAAUGUGCUGGAGUUUGCUUCAGGGUCUUCAGUCAUUCCACCCCAUGGCUUUCUGCAGCAGCCCCAAAUCGAAUUUCUGCACGACGCACCAGAGAAAAUAUUUCCAGAGGCAAACACAUGUAACAUUGUUUUAAAAUUACCCAUCCAUUAUAAUUACGAGUCUUUCAAGACAAACAUGAGCAACGGCAUACUGUGGGCACCAACAUUUGGAGUAGCGUAGUGUAACACAUGAGCAUUAAAGGGAUGUACAAAGGGAUUUACUCCAGACCAUCCAUUUAAAGGAAUUGUUAAACCAUAAAUAAAAUUUACCUCUUCAUUUACUCACCUUCAGUCCAACCUAGUUGUACAACAUCUUCAUUUCCUCAGCCAAACAUUAGUGGAGAAACAUUUAACUAAAUCCUAGAAUUUCAUAUUGAAUUGUGAUCAACAGUAUCAUUACAAAGCUAUGAACAGAAUUGUAUUUAUUAUUACUCCAUUUGUGUUUGGUUAAAGAAAGUAAGAUGUCAUACACUCUUGAGUAAGAUGAACUACCACCUUAUGAUGAGUGCAUCUCAUAAGGGUUGAGUUUAAAUACAUUGUUGUUUGAAAAUAAUAUGAUUGUUUUUUUGACAAUGAAAUGUUACAGUUGUUAGGGCAUUUUAUCAUUCAGGGAUGUUUUAUUUUACAACAUGAAAUGUAACAGUUUCGCUGGUUUAUUGACAAUGGCAAUGCACUAGAACCAUUUAGGUUCGUACAACAGGAUUUUUUCAUUGCUAAAAGCAGUAGCAAAAAAAAAAGUUUGUAAACAUUGACACCAAUUAAUAAUUGACAAUUGAUGCAUGACAGUUAAAGGCUUUUUGUGACUUAAGCUUAUUCCCCGUAUCCCCCAGAGUUAGAUGAGUCCAUACAUACCCUUCUC
Pimephales promelas (fathead minnow) is the source of this 4147-nucleotide messenger RNA. The record is from RefSeq and is a predicted model, not a curated record. NCBI's taxonomy places the organism in Eukaryota, Metazoa, Chordata, Actinopteri, Cypriniformes, Leuciscidae.